AUGUGGUCCGAGGGGCUGCUGGUGGGUUUGGUUACUGGCGCUGCUCUCCUCUUCCUCGUGCUGGCGCUGGUGGUGAGGCAGCUGCUGAAGCAGAAAAGACCGGCUGGCUUUCCGCCUGGUCCGGCGGGGCUCCCUCUCAUCGGCAAUAUCCAUUCCCUGGCCGCGGAGCAGCCCCACGUCUACAUGAAGAGACAAAGUCAGCUGUACGGGGAAAUCUUUAGUCUUGAUCUUGGAGGCAUAUCAGCUAUUGUACUGAAUGGCUAUGAUGCAAUAAAAGAAUGCCUUGUUCAGCAAAAUGAAGUUUUUUCAGAUAGGCCUUCUCUGCCUUUGUUCAAGAAGCUGACAAAAAUGGGAGGUUUACUGAAUGCAAGAUAUGGCAGAGGUUGGACAGAGCAUCGCAAAUUAGCCGUAACUAGCUUUCGAAAUUUUGGAUAUUGUCAAAAGUCCUUUGAAAGCAAAAUAGCAGAAGAGUCAGUUAUUUUUCUUGAUGCCGUUGAUACUUACAAAGGCAAGGCUUUUGAUCUAAAGCACUUGAUAACAAAUGCAGUUUCAAACAUUACUAACUUAAUUAUUUUUGGAGAACGAUUUACCUAUGAAGACACUGAAUUUCAGCAUAUGAUGGAAAUAUUCAGUGAAAAUAUUGAAUUGGCUGCCAGCGCUUCAGUAUUUUUAUACAAUGCUUUCCCAUGGAUUGGUAAGUUGCCCUUUGGAAAACAUCAACAACUUUUUAGAAAUGCUGCCGAAGUCUAUACUUUUUUACUCCACCUUAUUCAGCGUUUCUCACAGAAUAGGAAACCUCACGCACCUCGACACUUUGUAGAUGUAUAUUUAGAUGAAAUGGAUAAGAAUAAAAAUGAUCCGGAAUCUGUAUUUUCAAUGGAAAAUUUAAUUUAUUCAGUUGGAGAACUCAUAAUUGCUGGAACAGAAACUACAACAAAUGUUUUAAGAUGGGCAGUCUUGUUUAUGGCUCUUUAUCCUAAUAUUCAAGGACAUGUGCAUAAAGAAAUUGACUUAGUCAUUGGUCCCAACAAAACACCAUGCCUAGAAGAUAAGAGUAAAAUGCCGUAUACGGAGGCGGUGCUACAUGAAAUUUUAAGGUUCUGUAAUAUAGUUCCAUUAGGUAUUUUUCAUGCAACUUCUAAGGAUACGGUUGUCCGUGGUUACUCUAUCCCUCAAGGCACUACUGUAAUCACAAAUCUCUAUUCUGUACAUUUUGAUGAAAAAUACUGGAGUAACCCUGAAAUGUUUUGUCCUGAAAGAUUUUUGGACAAUUCAGGACAGUUUGUCAAGAAAGAAGCAUUUAUUCCCUUUUCACUAGGACGAAGACACUGCUUAGGAGAGCAACUGGCCAGAAUGGAAAUGUUUUUAUUUUUUACUGCAUUACUUCAAAGAUUUCAUCUUCAUUUUCCUAGUGCUUUGGUUCCAAAUCUUAAGCCAAAACUUGGCAUGACGCUGCAACCUCAUCCAUACCUCAUUUGUGCAGAGAGACGAUAUUAAAUAUUACCAUGAUGGCCACAGAGGCAUGGGGAAAUGAUGAGAUACUACAUACGGUUCAUAUUCCAUGC
Molecule: messenger RNA, 1565 nt
Organism: Protobothrops mucrosquamatus (brown spotted pit viper)
Lineage: Eukaryota; Metazoa; Chordata; Lepidosauria; Squamata; Viperidae
Product: vitamin D 25-hydroxylase-like
Exons: 5
Coding region: 1-1497 (498 amino acids)
Biological process (GO): xenobiotic metabolic process
Cellular component (GO): intracellular membrane-bounded organelle; cytoplasm
Molecular function (GO): oxidoreductase activity, acting on paired donors, with incorporation or reduction of molecular oxygen, reduced flavin or flavoprotein as one donor, and incorporation of one atom of oxygen; heme binding; iron ion binding
Source: RefSeq, a predicted model, not a curated record